Seminavis robusta is the source of this 584-nucleotide messenger RNA. NCBI's taxonomy places the organism in Eukaryota, Bacillariophyta, Bacillariophyceae, Naviculales, Naviculaceae. The record is from the annotation of a GenBank genome assembly.
CGAAGUCAACACUUUUUUCAACACUUGUUGAAAGCGCUGUUGACUUCGAUCGGCACAAAACAACCUCCACGAUGGCCAAACAGCGGAAGAAAAAGACGACGGCGCAGACACCAUGGGCCCAAAGCAAGGCUAAGAAGCUGUUAAAGGAUGAUAUCAUCACUGGGAGAGUCACUGUCGACAUGAUGCCUGCUGAUGUCUUUGUCAUGCGACCAGAAUUUGCAGAGUAUGGCAAAAGUCGAUUUGGACCAAAUUUGCGCAACCUUCAAAAAGCUAUUGCACGAGACUACAACAGAAUGUCCAAGGAUUGCGAGUACUUUGGCAAUGAUAUGUCUGUGUUGUUGGAGCAACGAAAGGAUAACCCUCCUAUCAAGAGAUCGUGGCACACAUCUGAAGCUAAGACGCUCCUUCAAGAAGAUAUCGACAAUGGGGUUCAUUUGUCAAUUGACCCAGAGACUGGCACGAAAAUAGAGCCAAAAGCAAUAUACCAGUUGAGACCCGAGUAUCGAGAGUUCAGUCUUAAAGUGUUUCGCAAUCAUAUCUAUCAAGAAGUGAAGAGACGCGAAAAGAUGGAGUCGAAGCAUUGA